AUUGGCUGCUCCGAAAUGUAUUUUGGAGUAUGGCUAGAUUUAAAAAUAGAGACCAAAUCUCCGAUUAAGUUUUGAUGUCAUCUCCUUUGAAACACUAAUAUAAUGAUUUGCCAUUUACGAUUUUAUGCGGCAAAAAUGACGAAUCCUGCUUGCAAAUAUCCAUAUAAGAUAGUGAUUUCAUCGGCGCUAGCAUCGAUUUUUUCUAGACACUAUAUACGUAUAUUGUACGAACUGCAGAAUCCUGAGCACAGUCAAGUGCAAUUUUGCCAACAAUCUAAAUUCAAAAUAAUGGAAACAAUAAACUGUUUUAUCGGUAGAUGCGACCUGAUGACGUGUUGCUCGAUUGGUAUAAAGUCAUAUGUUCCAUAACCUAUGACAUAAUUCAAAACAAUACACCGAUAAGCCGAACUUGACACUAUUAUCGUUAACGUUAAAUAAGUUUGCAUUAAUUAGUAAUUAAAAUGUAGUGGCAAAGAUUAAUUUAAUCCAGUUUUCUACCUUGAGUUGGAAAAAUAUGACUUUCUGAGUUGCCACGAUGAACUUGGAGGCAUUUAGAGACAUUUUGGCCAGUACUGCAUCAAUAUGCACUAUUUUACAGUUCCUUUCUGGGACGUUGGUGUGCAUGAAAUUUGCCAAAAACAAAUCAACUGGAGAUGCUUCUGGAAUGACAUUUGUAACUUGCUUUAUGUCAUGCAGUUUAUGGCUCUUAUAUGGAAUAUUGAUUCAAGAUAAAUCGGUUAUGAUUGUCAACAUUAUUGGAUCAUCGUUACAAUUUUUGUAUGCCUUUGCAUUUUAUAUCUACACCAUCCACAAGAAAAUCAUAGUAAAGCAGAUGUUCCUAGCAAUGACAUUCAUUGGAUUCAUGUACUUAUACUGGAUUGCUGCAGAAGAUCAAGAUCUAGUCACCAAGCGAGUUGGUUUCAUAAGUUGCGCAUUGACAAUUUUAUUCUUUGCUUCACCAAUGACAUUGCUUGCUCAUGUUAUAAGAGUAAAAAGCGCAGAGAGUCUACCAUUCCCUGUAAUUAUGGCUUCUUUCAUCACAUCAUGUCAAUGGUUCUUGUAUGGCUGCCUCAUCGACGAUUUAUUCAUUCAAACUCCUAAUCUACUUGGUUGCGUUCUUAGUGCAUUUCAACUGGCGCUUUUCAUUGUGUUUCCAAACAGGAAGGCGAAUGAUCAAGAACUUUUGAUAUAAUGUUUUUAAAAACGAAUCUAUUUUCAAAAAGUAUUUUAUCUAUAGAGACAUAGGUAUUGCAGAUUAUAAAAAACAGCAAGUUUUUGGAAUCCAAGAAAUCUUGCGAAUUUGUGAUUACUAGAAAUUAAGGAAUAUGUAUUAAUAACUAUUUGUACAUAAUGAACGAUUGAACUAAAAACAAGUAUAUUAUAUAUAUA
Molecule: messenger RNA, 1389 nt
Organism: Nasonia vitripennis (jewel wasp)
Lineage: Eukaryota; Metazoa; Arthropoda; Insecta; Hymenoptera; Pteromalidae
Gene: slv
Product: recombination activating gene 1 activating protein 1
Exons: 5
Coding region: 536-1192 (218 amino acids)
Biological process (GO): carbohydrate transport
Cellular component (GO): membrane
Molecular function (GO): sugar transmembrane transporter activity
Source: RefSeq, a predicted model, not a curated record